UGUACACAAACUCGUAAAACCAAAAUCGAAUUUUUCAGAUCUCUCUUUAUCGCCAAUGUUUUAAGUGUAGUUUUUGCAACAUUCCCAGUAAUUAUGCAGUGCAUUUACUUCACAUCAGUAUUACUAGUGAUAUUUGCUCAAAAUGGACAAACCGACGAUGGUGGAAUGUGCAUGGCCAAAGAAACCUGCACGGAAACACAGCAGGAAGCACCGACCAACAAUCUGUACAAAGCCGCGGACAACAAAUACAUCACACUGAUCGAGGAGGCGCUCGCGGCCUACAAACCCUGCGAAUCGUCCAACUGCUCCUGCCAUUUGGACGUUCUCAAGACGGACCUCCGUCCGUUCAGAUCCGGCAUCACGCAGGACCUAAUCGAGCAGGCCCGUUCCUACGGCACCAAGUACCAAAUCAUCGGCCACAGACUGUUCCGCCAGCGGGACUGCAUGUUUCCGGCCCGCUGCUCCGGUGUGGAGCACUUUAUCCGACCCAACCUGCCGAAGCUGCCCGACAUGGAGCUGAUCAUCAACUGUCGCGACUGGCCGCAAAUCAGUCGGCACUGGAACGCCCCGCGGGAACCGCUGCCAGUGCUGUCGUUUAGCAAGACGAACGACUACCUGGACAUCAUGUAUCCGACGUGGGGCUUCUGGGAGGGCGGUCCGGCAAUUUCGCUGUAUCCGACCGGGUUGGGACGAUGGGACCAGCACCGGGUGUCGGUGCGGAAAGCCGCUAAAGUGUGGCCCUGGGAGAAAAAGCUCAACCAGGCGUUCUUUCGUGGCUCGCGAACUUCCGACGAGCGCGAUCCGUUGGUGCUGCUGUCCCGAAUGCGGCCCGAGCUGGUGGACGCUCAGUACACAAAGAAUCAAGCGUGGAGAUCCCCGAAAGAUACGCUGCACGCAGAACCUGCCCAGGAAGUUCGACUCGAAGACCACUGCCAGUACAAAUAUUUGUUCAAUUUCCGCGGAGUGGCGGCCAGCUUCCGCUUCAAGCAUCUCUUCCUGUGCAAAUCGCUCGUGUUUCACGUGGGCCAAGAGUGGCAAGAGUUUUUCUACGACUCGUUGAAACCGUGGGUUCACUACGUUCCAGUUCCGGUGGGGAUCAACGAGUGGGAGCUGGAACAGUUGAUUCAGUUUUUCCGCGAGCACGAUCAGCUGGCGCAGGAAAUCGCAGAUCGGGGCUACGAACACAUCUGGAACCAUCUCAGGAUGGAGGACGUCGAGUGCUACUGGAAGCGGCUGUUGCGCCGAUACGGCAAGCUGGUAAAGUACGAAGUGAAACGGGACGAGGAGCUCGUCGAGAUUUUCUAGAGUCUCUAAAGGUAAAUAUUGAAUCUCAAGCACGUGGUGACUGUUAAACAAUGAUGAUGGCGGUAAAAUAUCUUAAAAUAAAAAGCACGUGAUUUGAAAUGUA
This is a messenger RNA of Culex quinquefasciatus (southern house mosquito), 1408 nucleotides long. Its product is annotated as O-glucosyltransferase rumi homolog. Bases 94 to 1305 code for a protein of 403 amino acids. Lineage: Eukaryota; Metazoa; Arthropoda; Insecta; Diptera; Culicidae. The record is from RefSeq and is a predicted model, not a curated record. Gene Ontology annotation, cellular component: endomembrane system. Gene Ontology annotation, biological process: protein O-linked glycosylation; positive regulation of Notch signaling pathway. The transcript is spliced from 2 exons. Gene Ontology annotation, molecular function: UDP-glucosyltransferase activity; UDP-xylosyltransferase activity.